UGUGUGUGUGUGUGUGUGUGUGUGUGUGUGUGUGUGUGUGUGUGUGUGAUCAAUGUAAUAACUGCAGGAUGGACUUUAUUCAACAUAACUAAAAAGACGGAACAGACAGACAAGACGUCCCUGUUCUAUGCUGAUCAAAAACACUGGGUUCCUGAGGAUGAUGUCAGGGUUUUCACUGUCUGCGGUGUGUGUGGCGGUGCUCCUUUCCUUGGGGCGAUGCCAGAACAGAUGCUUGGUCCAGGACGGAACACCAGGAGCGCAAGGAACUCCAGGCCGGGAUGGGCGACAAGGAGCAAAGGGAGAAAAAGGAGAGCCAGCACUGCAGCUGGAUGCGGGGUUGCCCCAUGGACUGAAAGGGACGAAAGGGAGCCGGGGGAUUCCCGGGGACAUGGGGCCUAAAGGCUUAAGUGGAGACCUGGGACCUGAGGGUCCCUCUGGGCCCCCUGGCCCCCCUGGCCCCGCAGGGAGAGGCGGGGACCAAUCCCAUCAACACCGCGCGGCCUUCUCCGUGUCCCGGACAGACAUCUCCUACCCCCCCUACAAACGAACCCUGACCUAUAACUCCGCCAUCACCAGCAGCAACCUGAUCAGUUUGAACUCUGGAAUCUUCACCUGCAGCAUACCUGGAGUCUACUACUUCGUCUUCCACUCAGAGGCCAAGGUGGGCAUGUGUCUGCAUCUGAAAAGUGACGCCCUGGGAGAGAGGAUGCUAGGUUUCUGUGACUACAACAACAGAGCCACUACCCAGGUUCUGUCAGGAGGUGUGGUGUUGGACCUAUCACGCGGCAACAAGGUGUGGCUGGAGCCGUUUAAAGACGAGCAGCCGGAGAAUGUGAAGGAUGACAAGAAGGACAAGAAGAUCGUGUUCAACGGCUUCCUGCUCUUCCCCACUGGGAAGUGAUGUCACAACGCCAUGCAGUGACCUCGUCACAUGAGUUGUCCCUGGGAACCAACCAUUACUAACACUGUUCUAUACUGAUCUAUACUGUUCUAUACUGAUCUAUACUGUUCUAUACCGAUCUAUACUGAUCUAUAUGGUUCUAUACUGAUCUAUACUGAUCUAUACAGUUCUAUACUGAUCUAUACUGUUCUAUACUGAUCAAUACGGUUCUAUACUGAUCUAUACUGUUCUAUACUGAUCUAUACUGUUCUAUACCGAUCUAUACUGAUCUAUAUGGUUCUAUACUGAUCUAUACUGAUCUAUACAGUUCUAUACUGAUCUAUACUGUUCUAUACUGAUCUAUACUGUUCUAUACUGAUCAAUACGGUUCUAUACGGAUCUAUACUGUUCUAUACUGAUCUAUACUGUUCUAUACCGAUCUAUACUGAUCUAUAUGGUUCUAUACUGAUCUAUACUGUUCUAUACCAACCCUGCCAUUAUUGAUAUAAAAUACAGUGCCAAGUGAAAGUCACACACACCUGUGGCAGUCUUUACUUUUUGAUGCUUUAAAUCUCAAAAGGGAUUUACAUGUGAUGUUUUUCUUUAAUCUACACAUCCUACUCCACAUUUUAAAGAAAUUAUACAACAUUUUCCAAAUGAAUAAUAAAAAUACAAUUUAAAAUGAA
Oncorhynchus tshawytscha (Chinook salmon) is the source of this 1566-nucleotide messenger RNA. It is a transcript of the gene c1qa, whose product is annotated as complement component 1, q subcomponent, A chain. The record is from RefSeq and is a predicted model, not a curated record. Lineage: Eukaryota; Metazoa; Chordata; Actinopteri; Salmoniformes; Salmonidae. Gene Ontology annotation, molecular function: protein binding. The transcript is spliced from 6 exons. The coding region runs from base 128 to 901 and encodes 257 amino acids.